This is a messenger RNA of Peniophora sp. CBMAI 1063, 1668 nucleotides long. Lineage: Eukaryota; Fungi; Basidiomycota; Agaricomycetes; Russulales; Peniophoraceae. The record is from the annotation of a GenBank genome assembly.
AUGCCGUUCUCUGGCUCAACCUCCGAUCCCGAACACUUUGUUGGCUCGUACGCGAGCACCAGCAGCAUCCGCGAUGCGAUCAUAUCCCACAAUCGCUCUCAGUACUACGCGAACAGUCAGCCCGGUGUACCCUCAUCAUACUCCAGUGGCUUUGCGGGACCUCUGGACGCCGAACUCGCGUUCGACGAGGAGGACGAAGACGACCUUCCGACUCCUCGCCCCGGCGAGCAUGAUACGGUCGAGGAGAUGAUGUGGGACGCCAAUCCCGCCGCUCUUCUGCAGCCACCACCUGAGACGCGCGAAAUACGCGGCCACAACUUCUCCGUGCCCACCGGGCCGCGACCAAGCGAACAUACCCCGUUGCUGCAUCAUGCAAGUGGCGACUUGCGCCGACGUGUGUCGACCGUCUCCUUGAAGCCUCGUCCUGUUGGCAGGAGUACUUUCAGACAAACGCUAUUCAAUGCCGGUGCACUCUUGUUGGGUAUUGGUAUGCUCAGUGAACCUCUGGCCUUUGCCUGUGCAGGAUGGGGCAUGGGGACCUUUUUGAUCAUUUUCUACGGAUACUUGACCUGCUACACUGCCAAGUUCCUUGGCAAGAUAGUGAUCUCUGACGCUCGCAUACGUUCGUACGCCGACAUCGGUCUGAAGGCCUUCGGUUCCAAGAGCGCUACGAUCAUCAGUGUGAUCUUCUGUCUCGAGGUAUUCACUGUCAGUGUCAUUCUGGAAACUCUCUACGCGGAUUCUCUGAAUGCUGUUAUUCCCACAUUCUCUUCGGACACGUACAAACUCGUCAGCGUGUUUGUACUGAUACCCUGCGUCUUCCUUCCGCUCUCCACCCUCAGCUAUACGUCUCUGAUGGGCAUCGUUUCAACCUUGUGCUUGACUGCGGUCAUCUUCAUAGACGGCUUGAGCAAGACAACCGCGCCUGGCAGUCUCAUUGAGCCGGCCGAGACGCAUCUUCUGUUUGCGAACUGGAAGAACCUCGGAAUGGCGUUCGGUCUGUUCAUGGCCGGCUUUGGCGCCCACGCCGCGAUGCCCUCGCUCGCAGCUGACAUGGAGGACCCUUCACGAUUCGACGAGGCGAUGAACUAUGCGUUCACGUUUACGACAGUCUUCUACGCUCUCAUCGGUGCUGCGGGGUACCUCAUGUUCGGCGACGACGUCAGUGACGAGAUCAGCCAGAACCUUCUCGGGAUACCAGGAUACAGCACAGCGCUCAACAAGAUCGUGCUGUGGAUGCUCGUCAUCGCCUCUCUGACCAAGUUCCCAUUGACGUCGAGGCCUUUCAACAUCACUCUCGAAGUCGUCCUUGGUAUCGACCCUGCGCAUCGCGGCCCGCCGCAUGAGCACGGCGCUUCUUCCAAGCAUAUCGGACAUGAAGUGACGCUCCCCACCAAGCAACGCACCAACUACGCUCUGAAGCGUUUCUUCUUCAUCACUGAGCGCGCGUGCUUCGUCCUCAUCUCAGUGGCUGUCUCCAUCCUUCUACCCGACUUCAGUGCGAUGAUGGCCAUACUUGGUUCCUUCACUGCUUUCUUACUUUGUGUUAUUGGACCCAUCGGCGCGAAACUCUCCCUCGAGGGCAGGAACGUCAAGGACAUCAUAUUCCUCGUUAUCGCCACCGCCAUGGCCGCCUGGGGCUCCUGCGUAGCCAUCAUGUCUGAAUGA